Messenger RNA from Amphimedon queenslandica, 474 nucleotides. Its product is annotated as vicilin-like seed storage protein At2g18540. The record is from RefSeq and is a predicted model, not a curated record. The transcript has 2 exons. Lineage: Eukaryota; Metazoa; Porifera; Demospongiae; Haplosclerida; Niphatidae. The coding region runs from base 105 to 470 and encodes 121 amino acids.
GUCUUCAGGUGUUCAUAUUUGUAGUCAGGAUACCAGUACCUAAGACAACCAUCAGACUUUCUUUGUUACUGCCCCCAGUUGAAAACCUCUUCAGUUUCUGGUUGAUGGCUGAGGGUGAUAAGUCUGAUUGUAGUUCUGAUGAACCUAGCUACGUUAAAGAUGCUAAACAUUUAAGAAAAGCUCGUAAACAACUGAAAAAGGAUAUUAAAGAGAAAGAGGAAGAAUUGGGACUGUACAAAGAGAAAUAUGAAGAUUCUCUGAAAAAGAUUGAAUGUCUUGAAGAUGAAGUUCAAUAUCUUAGAAGGAGACUAAAUUACUUUGAAGUUCGUGAGAGAAGGAGGGAAAGAAAAGAAAAGAAAAAACAGAAGUUGAUAGAGGAAGAAGUGGACAUUAAAAGAAGGGUGAGGUUAGAAGAGGAGGAAAGAGCAAGAGUAAAGGAAGAGAUAAAACAAAGGAAGAAAAAGGAAUGAAACU